AUGACAAAUCUAAAAACUGUUACUACUACUCAGUUAAGCAAGAAGUUCUCAAACAUUGAAGACAAUUUAGAUACCAUCAACCUUGACUCAGAUUCUGGAUACAAUCCUGAUAUUAGAAGUAGUAGUCUCUCUCAUCCUAGUGAUACUGGUAGUGUAAGAUUAGAAAGUAGCUAUAGCUUUAGUAGCAUAAGAUUUGACAAUUAG
This is a messenger RNA of Funneliformis mosseae, 204 nucleotides long. The record is from the annotation of a GenBank genome assembly. NCBI's taxonomy places the organism in Eukaryota, Fungi, Glomeromycota, Glomeromycetes, Glomerales, Glomeraceae.